UUCAGAAUGAAUAUGAUGGCGUUGGCAACACUUACAUUUCACGUGUGACAUUUGCUGUCAUUUUGUGCUGUAUAAUACGAAACACAAUAUCCAAAACAUUUCUUCGAUAAGUUUAAUAUGGUUAAAAAUAAAUUAAAAGUAAAGACUAGAACGAAAAAUGUUAAAAAGUCUAAACAAUGUGGUCCACCACCGCCGCCAUUAGAAUCAGAAGAUGAGGAACAGUUUGAAGUAGCCGAUGAACCUGAAAAAAAUGAAACCGAGUCACUUACCACAAAGGAGCAACCAAUCACCGAAAGUGAUGAUGAAAUGAAUUUAGAAAACAAAACAACAAAAGAUAAAGCAAAAAGUCCUAAAAAGUCUAAACACUUUGGGCUGCCACCACCACCACCAGCAGAGUCAGAAGAUGAUGAAAACUUUGAGGAGACAGUCGAAGAACCGGUAAGUAAUGAUGAGCCAGAAGUAGAUAACACUGACGUACUUUCUAUGGAAGACCAACCAAUGAAUGGCAAUGAUGACAAGAAUGACGAUGAUGAUGAUGAUGAUGAUGAUGAAAUGGAUUUAGGAAAUUUAGAAAAACCUAAAAAGAAACGAAAGAAAGGCAUUGUUUACAUAUCAAAUAUACCAAAAUAUAUGAAUGUAACGCGAAUGCGUGAAAUUCUUGGUGAAUAUGGAAAAAUAGGACGUGUAUAUUUACAACCAGAAAAAACACCAGGUUGGUAUAAGAAGAAUAAACGCAAACCAUAUCUUCGUCACUUUACUGAAGGCUGGGUCGAAUUUGAAUCAAAACGUGUGGCUAAACAAAUUGUACCAAUGCUCAAUAAUAAACAGAUUUCAACACGAAAAAAGUCACAGUUUUAUGAUUAUAUAUGGACUAUGAAGUAUUUACCACGGUUCAAAUGGGUGCAUUUAACGGAACGUAUGAAUUAUGAACAGGCUGUACAUAAGCAGCGUAUGAUGAACGAGGUGUCACAAGCGCGCAAAGAAACUAACUUCUUCCAAAAUAAUUUGGAUAAAAGUGAAUUUAUAAAAAAGAAAAGCAAGAAAAAUAAAAAAGUGAAAACAGAGGAUAGUGACUAAAAUGUAAUGCAAUGUGUUUUAUUUUUUUUAUUUUAAA
Molecule: messenger RNA, 1114 nt
Organism: Teleopsis dalmanni
Lineage: Eukaryota; Metazoa; Arthropoda; Insecta; Diptera; Diopsidae
Product: activator of basal transcription 1-like
Exons: 2
Coding region: 118-1077 (319 amino acids)
Biological process (GO): small-subunit processome assembly; endonucleolytic cleavage in ITS1 to separate SSU-rRNA from 5.8S rRNA and LSU-rRNA from tricistronic rRNA transcript (SSU-rRNA, 5.8S rRNA, LSU-rRNA); endonucleolytic cleavage in 5'-ETS of tricistronic rRNA transcript (SSU-rRNA, 5.8S rRNA, LSU-rRNA)
Cellular component (GO): nucleolus
Molecular function (GO): RNA binding
Source: RefSeq, a predicted model, not a curated record